Trifolium pratense (red clover) is the source of this 1554-nucleotide messenger RNA. Its product is annotated as SH3 domain-containing protein 3. The transcript is spliced from 10 exons. Gene Ontology annotation, molecular function: protein binding. The record is from RefSeq and is a predicted model, not a curated record. NCBI's taxonomy places the organism in Eukaryota, Viridiplantae, Streptophyta, Magnoliopsida, Fabales, Fabaceae. Bases 153 to 1205 code for a protein of 350 amino acids.
CUCUCUUGCAGUCUCACUUUGUCAAAAGUAGAAGCUGACUUCGCUCUGUUUCAGUUUCUUUUCUCUUACCAUUCAUUCAUUGGAUCUGAUUUCGGUAUUCUAUUUCUUCUACUGUCAGUCACUAUCACAACUGACAAGCACAAUCGCAUGCCAUGGACGCUUUCAGGAAACAAGCUAGCAAGCUAAGAGACCAAGUUGCCAAACAGCAGCACUUUUCAGCUGUAAUUAAACAGUUCAGCGGUAGCGGUUACGAGAGCUCAGAUGUUGUGGUUAUUGAUGAGGUUGAAAUGCAGAGACAUCAACAUAUGGAGAAGCUGUACAGGGCCACCCGUGCCGGGAGGGACUUCCAAAAAGAAAUUGUUAAAGCAGGAGAAACAUUUACAGCUAUAGGUUAUAAGCAUAUUGAAACAGGAACAAAACUUUCUGAGGAGUGCUGUAGAUAUGGAGCAGAGAACAACAGUGACAACAUAUUGGCCAAGGCCGCGUCAGUAUAUGGUGAUGCUCGCAAACAUGUAGAAAAGGAGACCGAAGAAUUGAAUCGGCUUUUAUCUUCCCAGGUUUUGGAUCCUUUGAGACAAAUGAUCAAUGGCCCACCUUUGGAGGAUGCUCGCCAUCUUGCUCAACGGUAUAGUCGGAUGAGACAAGAAGCAGAGACACAUAAAGAGGAGAUUUCUAGAAGACAAGCACGGGUCAGAGAAUCUCCAACUGCUGAGAAUGUUGCCAAACUGCAUGCUGCAGAAGCAAAAAUGCAGGAGCUGAAAGCAAACAUGGCAGUUCUUGGUAAAGAAGCUUCAGCGGCAUUAGCUGCUGUUGAUGCACAGCAGCAGAGACUGACUUUUCAAAGGCUUGUUUCUAUGGUCGAAUCAGAGAAGACUUUUCAUUUGAGAGUUGCAGCUAUUUUUGGUGAAAUUGAAAAUGAGAUUGUCUCUGACAGACAGAAGAAAGAAUCGGCCCCUCCAGUCGUUAUAUCCCAGAAUGGCUCAGAGAAAACAAUGUACUUCUUGGCUGAGGCAAUGCAUCCUUACUAUGGUGAAUCGGAAAAGGAACUGAGCUUUUCAAAGGGUGACUUUAUUGUCGUGAGGAAGGUGAGCCAAACAGGGUGGUCAGAAGGAGAGUGCAAUGGUAAAGCAGGGUGGUUUCCUUCCGGCUAUGUGGAAAAACGGCAGAGAAUCCCCUCUAGCAACUUGGCUGGUGAAGUUUACUAGGUUCUACUCCUGGUGUACUAUUCAUUUUUUGCUUUGUCUCCCUUAUUUGGUUUUGCAUUACAUCAUUCAAAGAAGAUAAACAGAAGGACUGGAGAUAAUGGUGCACUUGAUGGAGAUGUUGUUACCUUUUGUUAUCACAAAAAUGAAAAGAAGAAAAAGAUGUCAAGCUGCAGGGUAACGUAUAGGGUGACACUUGUAACAAGUUGUUCAAACAGUUUUUCCAUGUUUUACUUUUGGCUCACAAUGUCACAUCGACUAUUUUACGUUGUCUUUUGUAAUUGAUAGAAAUACAUGUCAUUUUUUUUAUGCUUAUUGGUUGAAUGAAGGAUUAUAUGAUUUGGAAUUUGAA